AUGGAGACUCGCUCCUGUUUUGUGUCUAGAGAUGUUAUAUUUCAUGAACAUAUUUUUCCAUUCCUUAAAUCACCCAUAAAUGCUGCCAGCUUCUGUCCUUCUCCUUUUGCUGCAUGUUUUGAUGAUUCUCCUUCUACUACUACCUCUUUCCAUUAUAUUUCUCCUGUAUCUUCUACUUCCACCUCUUCCUCUUCUCUUCCUACUCCUCAUGCCUCUUCUCCUCCUGCCCCUUCAUCUAAUUCCCCUCAUUUAUUCUCACAGCCUUCUGCCUCUAUCUCUCCUCCUCAUGUUCCUCUUUUUCAUUCCACUUCUUCUUCUCCUCCUGCUCUCAGGAGGUCUUCUAGAGUUCACAAGCAACCUGAGUAUCUUAAGAGCUAUGUCUGUCAGUCUACUAGCUCCACUUCUGAAUCCUCUUCUAGUCUAGUCAAGCAACAUGUUUCUAAACCUUAUACCUAUUCUCAGGCAGUAACUGUCCCUGAAUGGCAGGCUGCUAUGAGACAGGAAUUUGAAGCUUUGGAGACUAAUGAAACCUGGAAUAUAGUUGAGUUGCCUUUUGGAAAGAAACCAAUUGGAUGCAAAUGUGUGUAUAAGGUUAAAUACAAAGCUAAUGGUUCUAUUGAAAGAUAUAAAGCAAGGUUAGUGGUCAGGGGUGAUACCUAA
Nicotiana tabacum (common tobacco) is the source of this 660-nucleotide messenger RNA. The record is from RefSeq and is a predicted model, not a curated record. NCBI's taxonomy places the organism in Eukaryota, Viridiplantae, Streptophyta, Magnoliopsida, Solanales, Solanaceae.